Molecule: messenger RNA, 1947 nt
Organism: Ixodes scapularis (black-legged tick)
Lineage: Eukaryota; Metazoa; Arthropoda; Arachnida; Ixodida; Ixodidae
Product: beta-alanine-activating enzyme
Exons: 9
Coding region: 1-1947 (648 amino acids)
Biological process (GO): amino acid activation for nonribosomal peptide biosynthetic process
Source: RefSeq, a predicted model, not a curated record
AUGGCAUACUUCGGAUGUGAAAAAUGCGCUCAAAAAGGGAAGCAUGAUGGCGAGAGAAUCAUGUUCCCAGAUGUCGAUGCCCCACUGCGCACCGACGAAGAGUUUAGAGAUUGGGCACCAAGUUCCUGCAAGUUCAACUGCAAGCCAUGCUCGCUGAAUGUGCGAGAGCACUGGAAAGUGGCCGGGUUCUGCAGUUUUGUGCUCUACUUUGGACCAGCGCUGCUCCGGAAACAUCUGGAGAAGCAGUUCUACACGCACUUCAUGAAGCUCAGCAUUGCCAUGUCUAUACUAGCCAGCCCCAAGUUUACACUUGCACAGAUCUUGCAUCUUGGAGAGUCUCUGUUGAGACGGUUUGUCUCUGAGGCUGGCACCCUGUACGGGAAUGAAAUCUAUGUAUACAACAUCCACUCCUUGAUUCCCCUGGCACAGGAUGUCCGGCAGUUUGGCCCCGUGGACACAUUUUCAACGUUUCCUUUUGAAAACUUCCUUGGGAAGCUGGAGAAGUUGAGCCCGUUGUCAAAGAGCGGCUCAUGGAAAGUCCUAGGAAAGGUUCUCAACCAGACCCAUGUCCUCGCAAAGUGUCUCGGCACCGUGACUGACACUAAGGCUUCAGAAAAAUCGGCGGAUCCGGAGAUGGCUUGCACAAUGUGGACUUCGGGAUCAACUGGAGACCCAAAGACGGUGCAGGUGCCCCACUCUUGCAUCGUACCAAACGUGCUUGACUUCAGGAAGAUUUUCAACAUCACGCCGGAGGACGUCAUUUGCGGGACGUGUCCUCUGAGCUUCGAUCCCAUUGUGAUACAAAUCUUCUUGGCGUUGACAUCGGGAGCGACCCUACUCCUCCCGUCCGAUGUUAUCGGGGAGACACCUUCAGAGAUUGUUAAACUUGUGAAGGCCCACAAAGUUAGCUUCCUGCAGGCAACUCCUAGCUUCUACUUCACCAUCAGAGCCAACCUUCUGAAGAAAUCCCUGCUGUCCCAGGACACGAGCCUUCGAAUCCUUGCUCUGGCAGGCGAAGAGUGUCCUCCAGCUUGCGUGCUCAAACGCUGGAAGGGCAACGGAAAUGCGACGCAGAUGUUUAACUUGUACGGCAUCACCGAGGUGUCGUGUUUUGCCACCUGCCAAAAAAUUGAUCUCGGAGCAAAUGGCGCUGUCCCCCUCGGCAAUCCGUUAGCUGGAACCGUACUCGAACUGCGGAAGCAUUCAGGGGAAGUCAUUGAAGAAGGGGUAGGCACGCUUUUCCUCGGUGGAACCGACCGCCGGUGUCUCGUGGGCAACGAGACGUGGCAAGACGUCGACCCGGUACUCCUUCGAGACUCUGGCGAUCGAGUGAAAAAAUGCGGGAACGUCUUCACGUUCCUUAAUAGGAACGACUCCAGUUUCCAGUACAAUGGCCGAAAGGUGCGCGGUGAUCCCGCGACAGCCAUCCUGCUCCGCUCGCCUUCCGUCGAAACCUGUCGAACCCACUUCUCGAAGGGAGAAAGGAUGCUGUACAUCUUUGUCACGCUGUCGCCCGGUUGCGUUGCCGAAGACGCCCUGCCCUCCCUGACCAAGAGCAUCGAGACGGAGUGCCUCUGCCCGUUCGAAAUCGUGGUGUUCAGCUCGUUGCCGCUGACGAGACACGGUAAACUCGACCUUAAGGCGCUGCUCAAAACAACUUCAGAGAAGAUGAAUCAUGCUGCUGCAUAUAAUCGGCUUCUGUCUACCCUGUGGAAGAAAUUCACCACCAGGACAACGGAGAGCAUGGAUCCGCAGGAAAACUUUUUUCAGCACGGAGGUAGUACCUUGAGGGCUUCCACCAUCUGUCAAGAGAUGGAGUUCGCGACAAAGCACCCCCUGCCACUUUUGGGCGGCAAGGUUUUGCAUGAAACGUUCGGGGCGGUCACCGCUUACCUGAACGAAAUCAUCGAAGGAACCGGUCCACGAAAUUUCGGUUUGAAAGGUUAA